GCCAUUUGCCUCAGCGUUUCGCUCUUGGCUGGCUUUUAGGUGCCGAGAGCUGGGCUGCGCGGCUACUUAGGCCUUUCGUGGGGACUGAGCAGGGAAGGGGGAUGGGACUCCCUUUCGUGCCUUGGAACGGGCCGUGACUCCCUAAACGGGCGUGUGCACUGGUCGCCCGCCGGGCCAUGGCCUCUCCGGGCCUUCAGCACCCGCCCUUCGUCCCCGCAGUUCCCGAGGGCGGCGCCCGGUCUGGUGUGCCUUUUUCUCGGAGAGCGGCGGUCAGCCGAGGUCGCCCGGCCAAGGCGGGGCGGAGGCGAGGAGCAGCAGGCCGCCCGGCGCUCGCCUCUCCCAGCGUGGCUGGAACGCAGGGCCCCAUCAUGGCGGCGGCGCCGACCCACCAGACGCAGGUGUCUGUGACUUUCGAUGAUGUGGCCGUGACUUUUACCCGGGAGGAGUGGAGGCAGCUGGACCCGGCUCAGAGGACCCUGUACCAGGAAGUGAUGCUGGAAAACUGCAGGCUCUUGGUGUCUCUGGGGUGUCCUGUUCCCAGACUUGAGCUGAUCUUCCAGCUGGAGCAGGGGCAGAAGCUGUGGACGGUGAAGGAAGACCUCUCCCGCAGCACCUGUCCAGGUAGGAGCCAAGGGAAAAGAUACAGAUUAGAAGAGGAGCCGGAGGUGUUCCAGACACGAAGCUUCCGUGUCUUCAGCGUCUCGUUACCUCCUGGAAUUGAUAUUUGGCAGUAUGUGCACGGAGUGUUACCAACCCAGGAAACUUACCAGAGCCUCGUCGACAAAGGAAAACCCAAGACCACAGAACCUACCACUUGUGAGCCAACCCUCUUUGAGGGAGCCUCUAUCCAGGAACUAAUACAAGGAGGCCCAGCGGACUCCCAGUUGGGACAAACCAAGGAUCAGGAUGGGCCAUUGGAAAUGCAGGAAGGACACUUGGGACCAGGGAUGGACCCCCAGAGGGAGAAGCUUCCUGAGAAAAUGAGUCCUGAACAUGGCAGCUUGGGGACAGCUGGUGGUGUGUGUUCAAGAAUUGUAGAGGAGCUCGUCCCUCCAGGAGGUGCUGUCCAUGACCAUGACUCAUGUGGAUCUGGUAAUGAUCCCAUUAUUCAAGAAGAGGAAAGUAUCUUUAAAUGCAACGAAUGUGGGAAAGUUUUUAACAAGAAACACCUUCUUGCUGGACAUGAAAAGAUUCACUCUGGCGUGAAGCCCUAUGAAUGCACAGAGUGUGGGAAAACCUUUAUUAAGAGCACACACCUCCUCCAGCACCACAUGAUCCACACCGGGGAGAGGCCCUAUGAGUGCACAGAGUGCGGGAAGGCCUUCAACCGCAGGUCCUACCUUACACAACACCAGCGGAUUCACACUGGGGAGAAGCCUUACAAGUGCAGUGAAUGUGGAAAGGCCUUCACCCACCGCUCCAAUUUUGUCUUACAUAAGAGGAGACACACUGGGGAAAAACCCUUCGUUUGCAAAGAAUGUGGGCAAGUCUUCCGACAUAGGCCAGGAUUCCUUCGACAUCACAUCAUCCACAGUGGUGAGAAUCCGUAUGAGUGCUUUGAAUGUGGCAAGGUCUUUAAACACAAGUCAUACCUCGUGUGGCACCAGCAGACUCACACUGGGGAGAAGCCCUAUGAGUGCAGUGAAUGUGGGAAAGCCUUCUGUGAGAGCGCAGCCCUCAUUCACCACUACGUCAUCCACACUGGGGAGAAGCCCUUUGAAUGCCUCGAGUGCGGGAAGGCCUUCAACCACAGAUCAUACCUCAAGAGGCACCAGCGGAUUCACACUGGGGAGAAGCCUUUUGUGUGCACUGAAUGUGGAAGGGCCUUCACCCACUGCUCCACUUUUAUCUUGCAUAAACGGGCCCACACUGGAGAGAAACCUUUUGAGUGCAAAGAAUGUGGGAAAGCCUUUAGCACUAGGAAAGACCUCAUUCGGCACUUCAGCAUCCACACUGGGGAGAAGCCCUUUGAGUGCACGGAGUGUGGGAAGGCCUUCAACCGCAGGUCAGGCCUCACCAGGCACCAGCGGAUUCACAGUGGAGAGAAGCCCUAUGAAUGCUUGGAGUGUGGGAAGUCCUUUUGCUGGAGCACAAACCUCAUUCGACAUGCCAUCAUCCACACCGGAGAGAAGCCUUAUAAGUGCAGUGAAUGUGGAAAGGCCUUCAGUCGCAGCUCAUCCCUCACUCAGCAUCAAAGGAUUCAUACUGGGAGAAACCCUGUCAGUGUGACAGAUGUGGGAAGAACCUUCACCAGUGGGCAAACCUCAGUCACCCUCCGAGAACUCCUGUUGGGGAAAGACUUUUUGAAUGUAAACACCGAGGAAAAUCUUUUGCAGGAGAAAACACCUACCAUGACAUCUGAUCGUACAUACCAAAGAGAAAUCCCACAAGUAUCUUCUCUGUGAGAAAACCUGUCACGGAUCAUCAGUAGUUGUGUAAAGACGCAUUGUAGAAAUUGACCCAGCCUAGAGCCUUACUCUACAUCUGAGAGUUCAUCUGUGAGGGAGAGACCAGUGUUUAUUGUGCACUAAGGAAAACUUUAGCUACGUUUUUCCCUUAGUUUACACUGCAGUGUUAUCUCAGGAAUUUUUAUAAAAAGAAGGUGGAAACUUAGAUGAAAAAAUGAAAUGCAAACACAGUUUCUUUGAGACUUCUCUGUCAAGGUUAUGGCACUUUGUCAUGGAUCCCUUAGUUUACUUGGGGUGAGGGGAAUGUUAUUUCACAGGCAAAGGGCCUUGACCCUUUAUGUGUCUUAUAUAUACAUUCAUUGCUGUCCAGUAUUGGGAGAGUUAGACACUUGAGGACAGGUAUUUAAGUAGAUAAAGAUACACAUAUGACACACGGGCACGUUUUAUUGCACCAGUUAAGACUGUUUCAGGCUUUGGUUUUUUAAAAAAACAAAUGGUUCUUUUGGUGGUUUUGAACACCAGACAUUCAGACUUUUUAUUGAUUCAAUCUGUUUACUUAAUUUCUGUAGCUAUACGGUAAAUCUUAAAAUUCGGUAAAGUGAAUACUUUCUUUCAUUAUUUAAAUUAACUUAGCUUUCCUAGUUCCUUGGACUUUCCAUAUAAAUCUUAGGAUGCAAAAAAACCUUGCUCACGUAUUUAUAGAAAUUGAUUUAAACCUGUAGAGCAGUUUGUUUAAAAGCAACACCAUGAACACAGUACGUGGUAUGGCAUUUCAUGUAUCUAAGUAAUUCUUGAUAUUUCAUUACCUUUUUAUAAUAUUGAACAAUACAGGUUUUGUAUAUUUUUGUUAGGAUUUAUGUCUAGGUUGUUGGUUUGUUUUUUUUUUUUAGUGAUUUGUAAAUGGCUUUUUUUUUUUUUUUUUUUUGGCCUCAGGGCUUGUGGGAUCUUAGUUCUCCCACCAGGGAUCAAACCCAGGCCCCCUACAGUGAAAGCAAGGAGUCCUAACCACUGGACUGCCAGGGAAUUCCCUAUUGGCAUUGUUUUAAACUUUCAUUUCCACAUGAUCUUUAGUAGCAUACAGAAAGAUAAUUGUUCUGGGGGGUGGUAUUUUAGUAUCUUGCAGCCUUGGCUGAACUCAGUUAUUUCUAGACAUUUCUUUGGAUAGAAUCCUUGGUAUUUUCUGCAUAGAACCGUCAACUGCAAAUAGUUUUUUUUUUUUUUAAUUUUUAAUUAAUUAAUUUAUUUUUGUCUGUGUUGGGUCUUUGUUUCUGUGCGAGGGCUUUCUCCAGUUGCGGCGAGCGGGGGCCACUCUUCAUCGUGGUGCGCGGGCCUCUCUUGUUGCGGAGCACAGGCUCCAGACGCGCAGGCUCAGUAGUUGUGGCUCACGGGCCCAAUUGCUCCGUGGCAUGUGGGAUCUUCCUGGACCAGGGCUCGAACCCGCGUCCCCUGCAUAGGCAGGCAGACUCUGAACCACUGCGCCACCAGGGAAGCCCCUGCAAAUAGUUUUCUUUCUUCCUAUUUGUAUACGUAUUAUUUCCUUUUUUUAUGCACUUAGCUAGGACUCCCAGUAUGAUGUUGAGUAAGAGUAGUAAGAGAGGACAUCCUUGACUGGUUUCUGAUAUUAGGGGGAAAAUGGUCAGUUUUUCAUCAAGUACAAUGUUAGUUGUAAGUUUUUUUUUUCCAUAGAGUUUUCCUGUCAAGUCUAGAAAAUUUCCGUCUGUUAAUUUGCUGAGAUUUUUGUUGUCAUGAAUGAGUGUUGGAUUUUGUCAGAUGCUUUAGCUCCGUCAGUUAAUGUGAUCAUCUGGUUUUUCUUCUUUAGCCUAUUGGUAUAGUGUAUUACAUUGAGUUUUGAAUAUUGAACCAGUCUUGCAUCUUUGGAAUAAACCCCACUUGGUUGUGGAGUAUAAAUUUUUUAAUAUAUAUUAAAACAUUCCAUUUGAUUAUAUUUUUUUGAGCAGGUUUUCCUAUAAUCUUUUGAUUGAUGAUAUGUAGUUGUCAUUCUUUGUUUGCUUGUUUUUAACUAUUGUCAUUGUCUGGUUUUGGUGUUGAGGUGAUAGUGGCUUCCCAAGUUCUAUUUUUUAGGAAGACAGUGUAAUUGAUUUUUUUUUUUUUUUAAUGUAUAGAGCUUGACCUUUUUUUUUAAUAACUACUUUAUUUAUUUAUUUAUUUAUUUUUGGCUGUGUUGGGUCUUCGUUUCGUGCGAGGGCUUUCUCUAGUUGCGGCAAGCAGGGGCCACUCUUCAUUGCGGUGCAUGGGCCUUUCACUGUCGCGGCCCCUCCCGUUGUGGGGCACAGGCUCCAGACGCGCAGGCUCAGUAGUUGUGGCUCACGGGCCCAGUUGCUCUGCGGCAUGUGGGAUCUUCCCAGACCAGGGCUUGAACCCGUGUCCCCUGCAUUAGCAGGCAGAUUCUCAACCACUGCGCCACCAGGGAAUCCUCUGUGUAAUUGUUUUUAAUUGUUGUUUUAAUGUUUCAUAACAUCCUCCAGUGAACCAUUUGAGCCUGGAGAUUUUCUGGAUACUUUUUAGUUACAUAUUAUUUUAUUUGAUAAGUAUGGAACUAUUCAGAGUAUCUGUUUUCAUAUUGGAUAAAUUGGAUAGUUGGUCCUCUUCAAGGAAAUGUUUGAUUUUAUCUAACUUUUCUUAUUUGGAGACUUGUUGGGAGUAUUCCCUUAUUAUGUUUUUAAUGGCAACAGGGUCUGUACUUAUAUCCUAUUUUAUUCCUGAUUUUGGAAAUAUGUCACCUUUCUUUUUAAUCAUUGUCAAUCUUAGACAUUUACCAGUUUUACUGAUCAUUUUGAAGAACCAGCACUUUAUUGAUUUUUCUCUAUUGCCUUUCUGGGUGUUUUUUUGUUUGUUUGGUUUUUUUUUUUUGGUCGCACCAUGCAGCAUGCAGGAUCUUAGUUCCCCGACCAGGGAUUGAACCUUUGCCCCCUGCAUUGAGAGCACAGAGUCUUAACCACUGGCCUGCCAGGGAAGUCCCUUUACCUUUCUGUUCCUAAUUUCACUGAUUUCGGAUCUUUAUGAUAUCGUAUCUUCUACUUUGCUUUGGUUGUAUUUUGCUCUUUUUAUUUUUUGAGGGGUGCGGAGAUUAUUGAUCUGAAACUUUUUUUUCUUUUCUAACGGAUCAUUAAGUAUUUUAAAGUUCCUUCAACACUGUUCCAGCUUUAUCCCACAAGUUUUCAUUACAAUUUAUUCAGUUCUAAAUAUUCCUUGAUUCCCUUAGAGACUUCCUCUGUCACCCAUGUAUUAUUUAGAAGUAUAUUGUUUCAUUUCCUACUGUUUGGAGCAUUUUCUGGUAUCUUUUUGUUACUGAUUUCUUAUUUGUUUCAUGUUUGGUUUGACUGUUUAAAUUUGUUGAAGUUUGUUUUAUGACCCAGGGUGUGGUAUAUCUUGUUCUAUAAGGCUUCUCAAAACGAAUGCGUAUUCUGCUGUCACUGGGUGAACUUUCUAUAAAUUUCUGCACAAUCCCCUUGGUUGGGGUUAUUGCUCAGAUUUUUUACAUCCUUGCUGACUUUCUGUGUAGUAUUUCUGUCAGUUGCAGAGAGAGGGAUGAUGAAGUCCUGAAGUAUAAUUGAGAAAUUGUCUAUUCCUUACAAGUUCUGUAAGUUUCUGCUUCAUGUAUUUCAAAGUUCUGUUGUUUGGUGCAUACACAUAUAGGAUUGCUAUGUCAUCUUGGUGUAUUGACCCUUUAAUCAUAAUAAAAGGGUUCAUUUUCUUGCCUUUGAAGCAUACUUUAUCUGAUAUUAGUAUAGUCACUACUGCAUUCUUUUAUUAAUGUUUGUAGUUUAUAUUUUUCCAUAAUUUUAUUUUUAACAUUAUCUACAUCAUUAUAUUUGAUGUAAGUUUCUUGUGACAGCAUGUAGUUGGGGUCAUACUUUUUUUUUUAUCCAUUUUGCCACUUUUAAUUCGUAGGUUUAGAUCAUCUAAAUUUAAAAUAAUUAUUGAUAUGUUAGAGCUUAACUGUACCAUUUUAUUAAUCUUUUUUUUUGUGUUCCCUUUGUAUUAUUCCUCUUGUUUUCCAGUUUUUAUUAUUUGGGUUCCCCACACCCUGUUUCCUGUGGGUUAUUUUAACAUUUUUUAGAAUUCUAUUUGAUAACGUCUGUAAUGUUUUUGAGUAUAUACCUUAAUUUUCUUUACGUAUUAUGUAUACAUAACUUAUCACAGACUGUUACCAGCAUUUUAGCACUUUGAUGUAUAGAAACCUUGAUUCCAUUAGGUUCACCUACAUUCCCUACUCUUAAUAUAAUUGUUGUAAGUAUUUUCUCAUUGUAUACUGAGAACUAUAUUGGAUAUUGUAAUUUUUGCCUCAACUAAGUGUUGUUUUUUUUUUUUUCUACAAAAUUCAUGAGAAGCAUAGUCUGUUUACCUCUACUUUUACCAUUCCAUUGUUGUUUCUCCAUUCUUGAAGUCCCAAGUCAUCUGUUAACAUUUCCAUUCUGUUUGGCAAAUUUCCUGUGGCCUUUUUUCUAGGGUAUGUCUGCUGUUAACAAAUGUUUUUUCUUUCUUCAUCUAAAAAUGUCUUUAUGUUCACUUCAUUCCUGAAGGAUAUUUUUGUGGGACAUAAGACUUGGGGUCCACAGUUCUUUUAGGACAAAAGAAAACAUGUCUGUUUUUUCUUCUGUCCAUCUCCUUUUUUCCAACAUGGUUUCAGAUGAGAAACCUGCCUUUCAACCCAUUGUUCCUCUAUUUGAAAGCCAUCCUUUCCAUCAACUGCUUUCAAAGUGUUUUUUAUUAUAAUAUUCAGCAGUUUAUGAUGAGUCCUGGCAUAGAAUUUUUAGGGUUAAUCCUGUUUGGUGUUUUCUCAGCUUUUUGAAUCAUGUGGUGUAUGCCCUUUGCCAAAUUUGGGAGAUUUUUAGUUAUUUUUCAAAUAUUUUUUCAACCCCACGCUUUUUCUCCUCUCAGGGACUCCAGUAAUGUGAAUGAUAAUUCUCACAUUCUUGUUCCGUAGGACCCUCAGGCUCCCAUCUUUUUGUUUCCACCAGUCUGUUCUUCUCUGUUCCUCACAUUGAUUAAUUUCCGUUGAUGUCUCUUUGAGCUCACUGGUUUCUUUCUGUCUCGUAUAUAAUCUACUAUUGAGCUCACCCAGUGAGUUUUCAUUUUGGUUCUUGAAUUUUCCAGUUGUUUGAUUUCCAUUUGGUUCUUUUAUACAUCUUCUGUAUUUUUGCCUAGCUUAUAAUGCCAAAGGACUCUGAGAAAACAGGCCAAACUGUAUAGUCCAAAGUCAUGGUUCUCUGGUGGUUUAUCUUGAUGUUGGGAUAGAAAUCCUAAAUUAACUGGAGAAAUGAAAAGCCUGGUAUCCACAAGAAUUUCUGAGAACAGAUCUUACAGCUGAGACCUGUAGAUUGUUCAGAGUUGUGUUUAAGGUGCCUGGAUUCUCCGUGAAUCCUACUGUCUUCUGCCUUGUUGCCCAAGCCAGACACACUUUGCAGCCAUUUUUUCAUCAUCACCCACAUCCAGCCACUGUCCCAUUCUGUUCUUUUUUUCCUAGUAGACACUCAGUAUAUGUGUGUUCUAGUGAAUGGCUACAUGCAGCAGGGAAUUUAUAAUGUUUGGCUCCCUCACAGUGUUUACACAAAGCUGUGUAUAUAGUUGGCACCGUAUAGAACAUACGUUGACCUUGAAGAAAAUCUACACAGGCUUUUCUGGCCAGAUCGUAGUCAUAAUGAAUGAUUGUUUGGGGUCAUCAAAGACCACCCUCAGUUUCAGUGAAUUGCUGACUCAGUACUCAGCAUAUUGUUACACUCAACAGCUGUGCUUUAUUACACCAAAACGGUGCAAAGCAAACUCAGCCAAGGGAAAAGGCACAAGGACUGAAGUCCAGAGGAAACCAGGGACAAUCUGCAAUGGUCCUGUCUCAGGGAAGUCACAACAGGAUGGGCCUAAUUUAAGCUCCAUCAAGGAGUUAACAGCAAUAGAUUGAAAUGUCUACUGGGGAAGCUACUUGGAGACCCAGUGCCCAGGGUUUCUUGGGGACACUCCAGCACAUACCAAAUUCUAGACCUCUAGAAGGAUAGAUCGAUCUUCGGCAUUAAGCCACACAGGUAAACAAAAAAACUUGGGCACACUGAGCCACUCGUCAUUUGUGGGAAUAAUGGGAAAUCUCCCGAAAUCGAAGGUCCCAAACCCCAGCCCUUGCAGAGGUGAACCUUGCAAGCUCAAGAGAAUAGCAGUCUCAGGCCUGCUGUGUUAUGUCUUCAUAGUGACUUAAAUGGUACUAAGAUGCCAAUUAAUUCAGACUUCUGUAACAAACAUUAAGCAAAUACAGUUUCCUACGACAAAAAGUGAGUCGUAACUCUGAGGUGAAAUUGUUUAAAAAAAAAAAAAAAUCAGCCAAAGUAGAACUUAACUAGCCAGGAUUUAGUUUAGUGAUGACAAAAUACAGAGGCAGUAUGGUGACAAAGGACCUUAUCUCUUCCCAAUAUUAAUAUAUGUAUGUAUAUGUGUGUGUAUGUAUGUACACCACUUGAGGCCAUAUAUAUGUAUAUAAAUGUGUAUAGACCUAAUAUAUUUGUAUUUCUGUGUGUAUAUAUAUACAGAUACAUGGCUUCAAGUGGUCUGACUUGCAAAUACACCCACUGCUUGCUUACCCUUAUCUAUAAAGAUGUAAAUGCCAGAUCAAGGCUGUGUGUUCCUGUAGCACGUAAGUCAACAGUUUCUUGUCUCUUUGUUCCUGCUCUUGAUGCUGUUUGUCUCUGUCUUCAACAAAGAAAUAAGGAAUAUGUGCAUCAUUCAGUGCACCUGACAAGAUUUAAUUAAAGACUUCACUUCAG
Balaenoptera acutorostrata (minke whale) is the source of this 9178-nucleotide messenger RNA. Its product is annotated as zinc finger protein 264. The coding region runs from base 177 to 2405 and encodes 742 amino acids. The record is from RefSeq and is a predicted model, not a curated record. Gene Ontology annotation, biological process: regulation of cytokine production; negative regulation of transcription by RNA polymerase II; regulation of immune system process. Gene Ontology annotation, molecular function: DNA-binding transcription repressor activity, RNA polymerase II-specific. Lineage: Eukaryota; Metazoa; Chordata; Mammalia; Artiodactyla; Balaenopteridae. The transcript has 5 exons.